CUAUUUGACUCGCAGAAAGACAAUUUCAAUAAUAAGAACUAUUGAUUUCAGACCGUUACCUUGGAAAAUCUACGCCUGUUAUUGUUACCACUCCAUGACGAGUCAGACAGUGUCGCCUAAAUCAAUUACAGACACUGGAUAUUUACGGACUUGACAUCGUUCAAGAAAAGCUACCUUGAACAUGCACGACGUUUAUAAUAUGGACGAGCUUCAGAGUGUAAUGGAGGAUUGCAAGGGCAAGGUGGUUGUCAUUGACUUCUGGGCCGGCUGGUGUGGGCCCUGCAAGCUCAUUGGACCCAUGUUCCAGCGCUUGUCAAAAGAGUCCGCCCUGACCUCGUCCCUUGAGUUUGUUAGGGUAGAUGUAGACGAGGCUCCGGACAUUGCUGAAUGGGUGGGGAUUGAAUGCAUGCCGCUUAUUGCCUUCUACAAGAACGGCAAAAAGAUUGACGAGCUCGCCGGCGCCAACGCUAAAGUGUUGGAAGAGAAGAUACGAGAACACGCCAACCAUUAGACAUAUACCGGAAAUGAACGUGUUGCAUGGGUCAGUUCAAACAUUUAAAGACGGUAGCGAAUAGCGUAGUGUUCAAUGUGGAAUUACAUGUACUUCGUGCGUCAACCAUAUCUAACAGUUGUCCAUUGAAUGUAAUGAAUGACAACUGUGUAUAUAUAGCAGUAUUCAUAUUGCGGAAGCAAAUACUAAAUGGGCAUUUCGAAGUUAUUAUGUUAUUUUAUUUUCUGUAAUGAAGUAAUGCUUUCUAAGAAUAUGUAAAAUGGCUUUUUA
Dreissena polymorpha is the source of this 781-nucleotide messenger RNA. Its product is annotated as thioredoxin-like. Lineage: Eukaryota; Metazoa; Mollusca; Bivalvia; Myida; Dreissenidae. The record is from RefSeq and is a predicted model, not a curated record. The transcript has 5 exons. The coding region runs from base 182 to 511 and encodes 109 amino acids.